AUGAUUCUGGUGGCCCUGUACACUAUUGUGAAGGAGAGCUUCAAGUUGUAUGCAGACGUGUGCGAGAUUCUGGCUGUGCUUCUUGACAGAUUCUUCGACAUGGAGGUUCAGGAUUGCAUCAAGGCCUUUGAUGCUUAUGUCAGCGCCUCAAAGCAAAUAGAUGAGCUGGUCGGGUUCUAUAAUUGGUGCAAAGAUAUUGGUAUUGCGAGGUCCACCGAGUACCCAGAGGUCCAGAAGAUCACUAGCAAGUUACUGGAAACUCUAGAGGAGUUUGUGAGGGAUAGGUCAAAGGCAAUCAAGAGUCCAGAGAGGAAACCCAUCGAAAGCCUGCCAGCACCUCAAGACGACGAGCCAGUUCAGGACAUGAAUGAAAUUAAAGCACUGCCGCCUCCAGAGAAUAUUGCUCCACCUCCGGCCCCUGAGCCCGAGCCAGCCAAGAAGGCCGUUCAAGAUCCUGGCUAUUUGGUUGAUUUGAGGGAUGAGGGAGUGACCGCAGAUGACCAAGGUAACAAGUUUGCUUUAGCAUUGUUUGCCGGGCCCACUGCAAACAACACAAACGGGUCGUGGGAAGCUUUUCCGUCGGACGACGAUAAGGGGGUGACUUCGGCUUGGCAGAACCCAGCGGCCGAGAGUGGGAAAGCCGAUUGGGAGCUGGCUCUGGUUGAGUCCGCCAGUCACUUGUCUAAACAGAAAGCCGAAAUGGGAGGAGGAAUGGACCCGUUACUGCUGAACGGAAUGUACGACCAGGGAAUGGUUCGGCAGCACGUGAGCACAGCACAACUGAGCUCUGGCAGUGCCAGCAGCGUGGCUUUACCGGGGCCUGCGGCAGGUAAAACGCCAGUGCUUGCGCUUCCUGCACCUGAUGGGACAGUCCAGGCGGUCGGGCAGGACCCGUUUGCCGCGUCCCUGAGUGUGCCCCCGCCAGCGUACGUACAGAUGGCGGACAUGGAGAAAAAGCAGCAUCUUGUGGUGCAGGAGCAGAUGGUGUGGCAACAGUACUCAAGAGAGGGUAUGCAGGGGCAAUCGAGUUUGGCCAAGAUUGGGGCUGGAGGCUAUUAUCCGCCUGGCGUGCAGCCUGUGAUGAUGCCUUAUGGGAUGCCACCAGUGAACGGGUUGGGGAUGCCACCGCCCGCUGGGUAUUCGUAUGCUCCUUAUUGA
Striga hermonthica is the source of this 1158-nucleotide messenger RNA. Lineage: Eukaryota; Viridiplantae; Streptophyta; Magnoliopsida; Lamiales; Orobanchaceae. The record is from the annotation of a GenBank genome assembly.